Mercurialis annua (annual mercury) is the source of this 4161-nucleotide messenger RNA. RefSeq lists its product as uncharacterized. Gene Ontology annotation, biological process: DNA repair; telomere maintenance. The transcript is spliced from 3 exons. Gene Ontology annotation, molecular function: DNA helicase activity. NCBI's taxonomy places the organism in Eukaryota, Viridiplantae, Streptophyta, Magnoliopsida, Malpighiales, Euphorbiaceae. Bases 550 to 4161 code for a protein of 1203 amino acids. The record is from RefSeq and is a predicted model, not a curated record.
AUUCCACUUAUGUCCCUAUAAUUUCCCCUUUAUUUUCAGGUCAUGCCCCUGCCCGGAAAAGGACAAAACGCGUAUGUAGCUCUUCUCUCAAUAGACAAUCAAAAUCAACCCCAUUCCCAAAUUAUUUCUACGCCCAACUAUUCAUCUUCUUCUACUCUUAAUUCACCAUCCAUCAAUCUCACCUGCAUCUACUCUCAAAAUCUAUUUAUCCGAAUUUCAAAACAAAACAGACCCUUUUGCUCAAUUCUGAUUCUCAAAAAAUUGAGGACUUUCAUUUGCUGAUCCAAAAUACGAAAAUCAGAUUUAUUUUCUGUCAGAAACCCUAACUUUGCUCCUAUGUAAUCACUAAAUCAGUUAUCUAUCCAGUCAAAAUUGCUCAGGGGAAGCCAAUUGUUUUGGAUAAGAAGAGUUCAGGAGCAGUUUCCAUUAACAACUUACAGAGAGGAGCUACAAGGCAACAGGGACAAAGUAGUUGGUUGGAUUAUAUUUUAUGCAUUUUGGGUUAUCUUAACAUCGUUGUACAAGUUUUCUCAGGAAACAAAAUUUGCUAUGGAUAGCCAUGUUAGCUUGAGGCGCCGUAAGCGAAGAAAUGAAGCUAUCUUAUCCAGUAUGUCGUCAGGAGUUGCUCAGACUGAUAACCCGAGCUCUUCAAGCGUAAACAGUUACGGUGUGCCUGAUUGUGAAUGUCCUUAUUGUGGAGCUAUCUUUUGGCGUAGCGAAGCUAUUAAAAAAUCAAUUAAUAGACCUCAACCUGAAUUUACCGCAUGCUGUAAAAAUGGCUUGGUAUCUUUGCCACUUCAAAAAAAACCACCCCAAUUCUUGGAUUUCUUACUUAAUGACAAUGAUUUUGUUGAAACACGAAAGUUUAGGGAAGGUAUACGUAUUUAUAAUGCUAUGUUUGCAUUCACUUCUGCAGGAGGUAGAAUUGAUUAUGACAUUAAUAAAAAUCCUGGGCCUUAUGUGUUUCGUAUAAGCGGUCAAAAUCAUCAUGUAAUGGGUUCUUUGUUACCAAAUGAAGGAGAAAAGCCAAAAUUUGCUCAAUUAUACGUUUUUGACACUGAAAAUGAAAUGAACAAUAGAAUUUCUUGCAUGAAUAAAAAUAAUUGUUCAAAGCCAAUUGAUCAAAAUAUUGUUGAAAAUCUUAUUCAAAUGUUCGAUUCACACAAUGAAGUUGCUAAAUCUUUUAGAAUGGCACGAGAUAGAUUUACAGAGGAUAAUAUGUUGCCGAUACAGUUAAAAUUAAUUGGUAGGCGAGAAAUUGAUGGCAACCAGUACAAUGCGCCUUCUGCAAAUGAAAUUGCUGGACUUUUGGUCGGUGAUUUUGGUUACUAUGAUAAAAAUAGAGACAUAGUUGUUGAAUAUAGAACUGGAACAUUAAAAAGGAUAAGUCCUUUGCACCCAAGCUUCAUGGCCAUGCAAUUUCCAAUUUUAUUUCCAUACGGUGAAAAUGGCUACAUGAUAGACAUACUUUAUGCAAAUGUUGGCCAAAAUAAAAGAAUUAAGCGACAAUUUAUUACAAUGCGUGAAUACUAUGCUUAUUUAAUUCAGCAACGUAUUAGAGAUGAAUCUGCUCUUCUUAGAGGCGGUCGGUUGUUUCAGCAAUUUAUUGUUGAUGCAUUUACAUGUAUAGAGCAAGAAAGAUUAGACUUUAUAAAAAGAAAUCAAAAAUCACUCCGAUCAGAAAUAUAUACUGGAAUACGCGAUGCUUUUUACCGCGGAGAUAUGGAUAGUAACAACAUAGGCAAACGUAUAUUGUUACCUGCAUCUUACACUGGCAGUCCGAGAUAUAUGAUGGAACAUUAUCACGAUGCAAUGACAAUAUGUAGAUUUUAUGGGCAUCCAGAUUUAUUUAUAACAUUUACAUGUAAUCCUCAAUGGGUAGAAAUAAAGCAAAUGUUGAAUGUCAUUUGCGGUCAAAAAGCGGAAGAUCGUCCUGAUAUUGUAUCAAGAGUUUUUAAAAUUAAGGUAAAUAAAUUAACUGACAGUAUUAAAAAAGGAACAUAUUUUGGACCAAUUUCUGCAUUUUUGUAUACAAUUGAAUUUCAGAAAAGAGGAUUGCCUCAUGUGCACUGCUUGGUAUGGUUGGACCGAUUACAAAAACCAUUAACCACAAAUGAGAUUGACAAUAUUAUAUGUGCAGAAUUUCCAAAUAAAGAAAAAGAUCCAACGUGCUAUGCAUUAGUUUCUAAAUUCAUGAUACAUGGGCCAUGUGGUGACCUUAAUUUAAAAUCUCCUUGCAUGAGAAAUGGUCGCUGUUCUAAAUAUUAUCCAAAAAAAUUUAAUAUUGACACCUUUAUGGAUGACAAAGGAUUUGCUACAUAUAGACGCAGGGAUGAUGGAAAUUACAUAGAAAAAAACGGCAUUAAAAUAGAUAAUCGCUUUAUUGUGCCGUACAAUAAAAAAAUGAUAAUGGAUUUUGAAGCACAUUUGAAUGUUGAAUUUUGUUGCUAUUCUUCUCUGAUUAAAUAUUUGUUUAAAUAUAUCAGUAAGGGCUCUGAUAGAAUACGUGCUGUUAUUGAGUCGAGCAAUACAAAUGAUCCAACUACAACCGAAGCAAGUGUUGAGCAUGAUGAGAUAAAAAGUUAUAUUGAUUGUCGUUAUAUUUCGCCUUGCGAAGCUGCUUGGACAAUUUUUGAGUUUCCAAUUCAUCAUCGAGAACCAGCAGUUGAGCGUUUAGUUGUGCAUUUGCCAAACAUGAAUUCUGUUUGUUUUACUGAAAAUGUCAACAUAAAUCAAUUGUACAACAAUGAUAAUAUAAGGAAAACCAUGUUAACGGAGUGGAUGAAAACAAAUAUAGCUUUUGAAGAAGCACGCUUUUUAACAUACUCGGAAUUUCCUACUCAAUGGACUUGGGAUCCACAAGAUAAAGAAUGGCAUAAACGAAAGCAAGGAAAAAGUAUUGGACGAAUAUCAUAUGUUCAUCCUAAUUCCGGCGAGCUUUACUAUUUUCGAAUGUUGCUUAAUAUUGUGAAAGGUCCACAAAGUUUUGAAGAUGUUAGAACAUUUGAUGGCGUGCAGUACCCGACAUUUCAAUCAACAUGUAUGGCUUAUGGCCUAUUAGGUAAUGAUAAAGAAUGGGUUCAAGUUUUAGAAGAAACAUUAUUAUGGGCAACUUCUAAACAAUUGAGGCGUCUUUUUAUUAUUCUGCUUGUGUUUUGCGAAGUUGGCGAUCCUAAUAAGUUAUUCAAUAUGUUUUGGAAACAUUUUUCUGAUGACAUAGAAUAUAAUUUGAGGAGAGAUUUUGGUCUUCCUAAUUUAUUUAUCACAGACGAUCGGUUGAAAAAUUUGGUUUUAAUUGACUUAGAAAGAUUAAUAAAUCGCAAUGGAUAUUCAUUAUCGGACUAUAAUUUGCCUAUGCCCAACGAAUCGGUGAUGCAUGAUUCGACCAAUAGACUAUUAGUUGAGGAAUUGUCUUUUGAUUUGUUAGAAAUGAAAACAAAGCAUGACAAGAUGCUUACAACGCUCAAUCAUGAACAAAAAAAUAUUUAUGAUGCUGUUGUUAGUUCAGUCUAUCUUGGCCUUGGCAAUCAAUUUUUUAUUUAUGGACAUGGUGGUACAGGUAAAACCUAUUUAUAUGAAACUAUAAUUUAUAGAUUCCGAUCGGAAGGUAAAAUAGUAUUGGUUGUUGCGUCUUCAGGUAUAUCAGCAUUGUUAUUGCCAGGUGGUCGUACUGCUCAUUCUCGAUUUAAAAUACCUAUAAAUUUAAGUGAGCGUUCAACUUGUGAAAUAAAAAAAGGAACACAGUUAGCAGAAUUGAUAAAAGAGGCUAUUCUAAUUAUAUGGGAUGAAGCACCCAUGAAUCACCGACAUUGUUUUGAAACUGUAGACAGGUCAAUGCGUGAUAUUUUAUCUUCAUCUUCUGAUGACAAAAGAGAUUUGCCUUUUGGAGGAAAAACGAUGCUAUUGGGUGGUGAUUUUAGACAAAUUUUGCCAGUUGUUCCACAAGGUAUGAAAGAGGAUAUAUUAGAUGCUUCUAUAACGAGGUCAUAUGUUUGGAACUAUUUUAAAGUUUGCAAACUAAAUGUAAAUAUGAGGAUAAGUGAACAUGUGUCCCAAAAUUUUAAUCAUACGCAUUUAUCAUUUUCUGAAUGGUUAUUAUCCAUCGGAGAUGGAAAAUUAGGAAAUAAACAAAUUAAAAUAUUUGAUGAGGAAAGUAAUUAG